Penicillium diatomitis is the source of this 840-nucleotide messenger RNA. RefSeq lists its product as uncharacterized. The record is from RefSeq and is a predicted model, not a curated record. NCBI's taxonomy places the organism in Eukaryota, Fungi, Ascomycota, Eurotiomycetes, Eurotiales, Aspergillaceae. The transcript has a single exon. Bases 1 to 840 code for a protein of 279 amino acids.
AUGGAAGUUUUCAGUACUACGGCCGCUGCUCUCGGAGUGGCAGCACUAUUCAGUAACUGUGUUGACUGCUUUGAGUACAUCCAAUUAGGUCGUCAGUUCGGCCAAAACUUCGAGCGAUGCCAGAUCAAGCUUGAUGUCGCCCGAACCCGUCUUGGACGUUGGGGCCAGGCCGUCGAUAUCAGCCAUGAUCCGCGAUUUACCAACGGUGUGGCGGGUGAUGAAGUCACUCAACAAAUUCAGGUCAUACUUGAAGAAAUCAUGCUGCUCUUCCAGGCUGUCCAAAAAUCCUCGAAACGGUACGAGCUCAAGGCAACGGAAGCGGACCGGACGUGCUUUGCAAAUGAGCAUCUGUGCCCUGGGAUCAGACACGUGCAUGGGCGGCUCGAAAAGAUUGCGCGUGAGCGACAGCAACAGACGAGUCUGUUCAAGAAGGCCAGAUGGGCACUCUAUGACGGGAAGAAUUUGGACAAGCUGGUUGGAGAGAUCACGGACUUUGUUGAUGCACUGGAGAAGCUGGUGCCCCCUGCUGAAGCAGUUCAGCGCCAGCUAUCUGUCAUGGAACUUGAAGGAGUUGACGAUGAGUCGGUUCUCAUGGCUCUCAGGGAUGUUGCGGUGGACACUGAUAGCAUUUUAUCCAAAGCGGCGGAUCAGAAACUGGAGACGAUCUUGGCCAGGAAUCAUGUCGAACAGAUAGUUGGAGACGAGGAGGCCAAUGUCUGGGUUGGAAAUCAGUGGAAUUCCAAGUGGAUCGGUGGUUUGAGGGAGCGAACGGAGAAUACGGUUGUGUCAAUUGCGGCCAGGGGGAAAUCCGCAGUCCACGUGGGAAAUAAGUACGGGUGA